AUGGACUAUGCAAAGAAGCAACUGUUAUGGCCAGAGGAAGUCUCUUUAAAGAAUGAGAUUGUUACCAAGGGAUAUAUGCAAUUACCUCAGCAGAUUCUAAAAAAUCCUAAAGCUUAUAAGUUAGUGGAACUUGACAUCACUAUCAUUAGGGGAAAUGGUUUCCAUCACUUAGUCUUAUAUGAGAUCGAUAAGAUCAUUAAGGAUAAAAAGAUCCUAGAGGAAAAACUAGAAGAAGAGGAAAUCAGGAAAAAGCUAUCAGCUUAUCUAAAAGACUUUGUAGAUAUCUUCUCCAAGCAUGAAUUGGACAAGUUGCCUCCGCACCGGCCUUAUAACUAUAAAAUUGAGUUGGAAAAGCCGAACGAGUUGAGUUAUAACUCUCUCUAUAAGAUGUCGAGAGAUGAACUAGAAGCAGCGCAAGAGUACAUUAUUGAUAACCUGAAUAAAGGAUUCCUUGAGCCUAGUAGCUUACUAUUUGCAGCACCAAUUAUUAUAGCAUUGAAGCUAGGAGAAGGAUUGCGUUUCUGUGUUAACUACCGCAAGCUUAACCAAUUAACUAAGAAGGACUGGUAUCCUUUACCACUAAUCAAUAAGGUUUUUAAGUGUCUAAGUUGA
This is a messenger RNA of Talaromyces stipitatus ATCC 10500, 612 nucleotides long. Its product is annotated as retrovirus polyprotein, putative. Lineage: Eukaryota; Fungi; Ascomycota; Eurotiomycetes; Eurotiales; Trichocomaceae. Bases 1 to 612 code for a protein of 203 amino acids. The transcript is spliced from 3 exons. The record is from RefSeq and is a predicted model, not a curated record.